Fonsecaea nubica is the source of this 603-nucleotide messenger RNA. RefSeq lists its product as hypothetical. Lineage: Eukaryota; Fungi; Ascomycota; Eurotiomycetes; Chaetothyriales; Herpotrichiellaceae. The coding region runs from base 1 to 603 and encodes 200 amino acids. The transcript has 3 exons. The record is from RefSeq and is a predicted model, not a curated record.
AUGCUCCUUGACGAAGAUCCGUCCACGCUCAUCCGCGCAACAAUCUCCAACUUCAACAUUGCGCCCGACAAAGCCGCCCUGUCGCGCGUCAACGACUCCUUGUCUACCUUACAACAAUCCCGCGAACUUCGUGUCCGAGACGCUGAGACCGCUCUAAGAAAACUAUCAAGGCAGCUUGCGACCCUUUCUUCCCAGCACCGAGAAGUACUCUCUGGUCAUGAUAGCGGCAGACAUGCUAGCGAGAUAGUACAACUCGAUACAAGGAAAUUCCGCAUUGCCAAACAGGCCUCAGAACUAGAGGCUGAGAGUGAGAGACUAGAAGCUGAACUAGAGCGGUUGAAGUUGCGAUUGUCCACCUUGGAAGAGCAAGGUGUUGAAGGCGACGAGAGCACAAGACAGACUAGGGAGGUUGAUGAUCCCACCAUAUUGCGUCUUUGGCUGUACAGAUCACUCGGCAUCGCCCUGGAGCAGGAUGAAGCAGGUAACUACAACAAGGCGACCAUUGCAAAUACGAAGAAGGGGGAUGUGCACGUUGUCAACAUUGACCCGAAGUUCUCAAAAUGGUUUUAUGCAGAUUACUUUUGGCAGACGAUGCAAGGUUAA